UGUGUGGGUGGCUGUGUGUCUGAGCAUUCGUUUAUAGGCGCCUUCAGGCCUGGUGGGUGUGGCCCUGCUAGGGGACUGGCCACACCCGAAGCCACACACCUGCUGCUGAUCAGGCCUCGUCGGGGGAGCUACUUAAGAGAGUCUUGGAGCUCCCACCGACGCGGGAUCAUUGUGUGAGACUCCAUGAGGAGCGUGGAAGGUCUGAGGAGCAGCGAGCACUGGGAGUGCAGACACGGGAGCAGAGAGCACUAGGAGAACACGACACGGGAGUCUGGGGAAAACACGGGGAUUUAUUGUUGUUAUUUCCACCACUGUAAAUAAACGCACUGUUUAUACACAGAGCACCGCGCCUGGGUCCUCCUCAUUCCCUACACCCCCACGGUCCGCCAUGCCAUACCGUGACAGAAUGAUCCCGCCAGACAUGGACCCAGCGGUCUCUGAGGAGAGGCUCAGGAGGGAGGUAUCGGACAAAGUUUACAGACUCUGUGAGUUAUGGUGGGAGAAGGAGGGGUUGCGUCGCGCCGUGGAGAAGCGGCUGCAGGAGACGCUGUUUAAAUUCCCCUGGCUGGUGGACUCCCUAAAUUCAGUAGUCCUGGACUUCUUGCUCGCAACCCUCCACCUCCACUCUCCUCCUCAGGCUGCUCACCGGCUCGGACAGCUGGUGGAUUCGCAGCCUGACACGCCGGCCCCGACGUCUACACGGAAUCGACGUUCGCGCCGUCGGCGUUCCUCACCGCAGCCUAAUCCACGGACAUCUCAAGAGCCGGCUGUGGUGAGUAGUACGGACAACUUUCCAUUUCCCUCACCAUCAGUGUUUGUGUCUGCAGUGGAUGAGCCGUCAGCGCAGGUAACAUCGCCUCGGUCAGUGGUCUCCACACCACUCGCUGCUUCACCAUCUGCAGCUGUAGGACCGCCGUCGUCUCAUCUGCCUGCAGCCACCACUCCGCCAUCUUCUUCACCGGCUGCUACGUCGCCACCCGGACCUGCGCUGCCCGAGCAGGAGCUCAGCGUGCCAGAGGAGCUCGCGCUGCCCGAGCAGGAGCUCAGCAUGCCGGAGCAGGAACUCAGAGAGCGGGAGAAGCCCGCGCCGCUGGCUGCGGAGCCCUGCGAGCCGGAGCAGCUCAGCGAGCCGGAGCCGCCCGAGCAGGAGCUCAGCGAGCCGGAGCAGCUCAGCGAGCCGGAGCCGCCCGAGCAGGAGCUCAGCGAGCCGGAGCAGCCCAGCGAGCCGGAGCCGCCCGAGCAGCAGCUCAGCGAGCCGCCAGCUGACGAGCCGCCAGCUGAGGAGCAGGAGCAGCUCAGCGAGCCGCCGGCUGGGGAGCCGCCAGCUGAGGAGCAGGAGCAGCUCAGCGAGCCGCCAGCUGAGGAGCAGGAGCCGGAGCUCAGCGAGCCGGAGGAGCCAGCGCCGCUGCCGGAGGAGCUCAGCGAGCCGGAGGAGCCACUCAGCGAGCCGGAGGAGCCAGCGCCGCUGCCGGAGGAGCUCAGCGUGCCGGAGAAGCCAGCGCCGCUGCCGGAGGAGCUCAGCGUGCCGGAGGAGCCAGCGCCGCUGCCGGAGGAGCUCAGCGUGCCGGAGAAGCCAGCGCCGCUGCCGGAGGAGCUCAGCGAGCCCGAGCUGGAGCUCGGCGUGCGGAAGGAGCAAGAGGAGCCGGAGCAUGAGCAGCUCGGCGAGUGGGAGAUCGGCGAGCGGGAGGAGCUCAGCGAGCCUGUCAAGCCCAAGCUGCCACCGGAGGAGCUCGGAGGUCCGGAGGGAUCCGCUCAACCGGGACUGGAGCGCGCCCUCUACGCCAUCGACGUCCAGCGCGUCCACGUCAGCGACCAGCGCUUCAUAGGCUACGGGCCACCCCUCGCUGUUGCUCAUCGGAGCAACGCCGCCGCCGUCACUGGACCCGGGGCAAGCCGCCGGAACCGUUUUGCCGCUGCUACCGGACCUGUGGCAGGCCACCGGAGCUGCAGAUCCGCCGCCACUGGAUCAGUGGCAGGCCCCCAGAACCGUUUUGCUGCUGCUGCCGGACCCAUGGCCGUCCGCCGGAGCUGCAACGUUGCCGCCAUUGGACUCGAGGUAGGCCUCCUGAACUCUUUUGUUGUACUGAUGGGCCGCCUGAGACUGUUUUGUGGCGUUUUUCUUUUUUUUUUGCACCGCUGCGGGAUGCGCGGUCUGACUUUGGGACUGUGA
Molecule: messenger RNA, 2170 nt
Organism: Pelmatolapia mariae (spotted tilapia)
Lineage: Eukaryota; Metazoa; Chordata; Actinopteri; Cichliformes; Cichlidae
Product: fibrous sheath CABYR-binding protein-like
Exons: 4
Coding region: 389-2170 (593 amino acids)
Source: RefSeq, a predicted model, not a curated record